CACAGCUGAAGUCGGGACGCGUCGCUUUUUCGAUGUCCUCCGUGCUCUCCUCCUUCGUCCUCCGCUCGCAGCGCACGCUGCUGGCGUCGACCCUGCUGCUCAGCAUCCCGUUGCUGAAGCGGCUGUGGUCCCUGCUCUCAUCACCACGUCGCAUCCGCGACUCCCGGUCGAGCGAGCACUGGACUGCCGCGGCGACAAAGGCGUCAGCGAAGGACCUGACAAAAGCCGAGCUCAACAGCGUGGGGACCAGCGCAGCACUCACAGAGACGAGCGUCGUCACGGCGGAGCUCUCUGGGUUCUACCCGGCGACAAGUGCCAGCCAUGUGAUUCAGGACUCGCGCUGGCUCACGACCUGGAAGGUCAGGGAUUUCCUGCGCUUCCUUGGUAAUGGGCACGUCAUCGAGACCUUCCGGACGAUUCGACAGGGGUACGCCAAGACCAGGCUCAGGGUGGGCGACGCGCGCCAGCUGCAGCGCCAGGAGAUGGAAGAGCAGGGCAUGAGCGCCCCCGACUUCUUCGCCAAGCACGGCUUCAUCCUGCUCAAGCACCAGACCGCCAUGACAGAGGAGGACUGGCUCGCCUCCGUCGAGAACAUCGAGUCCUUUUUCGACGCCGACGUGGCGGUGCGCGACGAGCGGUACAUGUCGUCCGACACGCCGGCCCGUCGCAUCUGGUCCAAGGAGGCCGAGAGCAUCCUCAAGUCGGUGAUCCCGGGCGCCGCAUCGCUCGAGCUGCCGUCGCAAGGAGUCCGCCGCGAGAGCACCAUGGGCCGAUUCUCGGGCAAGGGCGCGGUCUCUCUCGUCCACAACGACCUUCCGCUCGACGUUGACCAGGCGUGCGAGAAGGCGUCCCGGCUGGCGCCGCGGAUGCGUCAGCAGCGCGAGCAGCUGCAAGGGCCGGACGGCUACAAGUCGCUCCUGCUCUGCAAUCUCUGGCGGCCGAUUGCUCCCUGCAAGAAGGUGCAAGCCAUGCCCCUGUGCCUCUGCGACGCGUCCAGCAUUGCGCCCGAGGACUUUGUCGAGCUCCAAAUUGCGCCGGACGAGCCCGGGUCUCUACAGAUCACCGGCCUGAAGUACAACCCGAGGCAACGCUGGUUCUACUAUCCCGCGAUGGAGACCGACGAGGUCCUCGUCUUCCGUCAGUUUGAGCGGGCCAAGGGCGACUCAGCGCCACCGGUGAUGCCAACCUUCCACACGGCAUUCUGCGACCCCACCGCCCCCGCGAAUGCCGAGCCGCGCAUCUCGUUCGAGUACCGCGUGAGCAUGCUGACGCGCUGAGUCUGAAAGUUGAGACUUGAGUGGAGACUGCACCAGGACCGCGGGUGCCACGGAGCACAGUCGGCGGAAGGUCCUCUGGAACAAGGGGAGGGACUCUUCAUGACAUGUGACUGUUGAGAACCUGGUGAGUGGGGUGUGUGUGUGUGUUGUGUAACUUUUUUCCUACGGUAUAUCUUGGUCUCCGGC
Molecule: messenger RNA, 1463 nt
Organism: Emiliania huxleyi CCMP1516
Lineage: Eukaryota; Haptophyta; Isochrysidales; Noelaerhabdaceae
Exons: 1
Coding region: 33-1277 (414 amino acids)
Molecular function (GO): oxidoreductase activity
Source: RefSeq, a predicted model, not a curated record